UGUUUUUGAAUUUCAACUUUAUAAACCGCCUGAAUUUGUAAAAAUAUUUUUGUGUGUCGGUGAAAGAAAACAAAUUAUUUUGCAAAAUAUGGGCGACAUAAUAAAUAAUAUGGAAAUCUUUAAAAAACUCAACUUUGACACUUCCAACCAAUGGAUUUUCUAUGAUGAACGUUUUCAUAAAUUCUUUGAUUUUUUCGCCAACAACAUUACCGAUUCCAAUAUUUUGGAGGAAACUGAAGUUCUAGAACGUGAGGAGUACAUAAAACGUCAAGAAUAUUUACAGCCAAUUGAAAGACAAGCACGUAUUGAGGAAUUGACCAAGGAAUAUACCGGUUUAAUGAAAGACACACAGGAGGAUGCAGAUGAGUUGACAGAACAACUAGAGGUAUUGGAGCAAUACUGCAAUGAAUAUAGCGAUUUGGUAGAGCAAAUGCAAGAAACUAAAGAUUUUCUAAAUUGUAAAUUAAAAAAUCAGGAGAAACGUUGCAAUGUUUUGUCGAAUACUGAAAGUGAGCUUACGAAAUUAUGCAGGAAAAGGGCGAAACAAUUGGAAGAAUUAGAAGAAGAAAAUCAUAAGAAAUGCACUGAGGUUGUUAAAACUUUUACGGCAAUGCACUCUCCCCCUUUAUUUAUGCAUCAAUUAUCUUUGGAUCAGUAUUUUUUAAAAUGUGACUCCUUUACCCAAUACCUUUCACUGUAUUUAAAGGAUAAUUUUAAAAUACAAGAUUAUACCACUGAAUUAGAUAGCAGUCUCACCGAAAAUCAUGAAACAGCUGAAAAAUUGGAAAAACUAAAAAAAUCCAUGCAAGAUUAUACUUUGUCCUACAUCAAAGAAAAAGCCAAAUGUCGUGCCACCCAAAGUGUCAUAGACUCCUUAAAUCUAUCACAAAUUCAUGUCAUUAGUUUAACCGAUAUGGAACGUGAAACCCAUGAACUGACUAUAGUAAAUUCUCAUCAAAAUAUUGCACAUCAGACACUCUUAGUCGAUCUCAAUAUACAAAUACAACUGCAGGCCACAAAAACCAUAGAAUUGAUACUUUAUGAAAAUACUAAACAGAAACUGGAAAGAGCAUUAAAACGACAUGAAAAUGUUGUUAGUUUAACGAAAAUUAUCUCGGAUGCGAUUUCCAAUGCCGAACUUAUAUGGAUAAGCAUACAAAUGGAUAUGGAAAAGAAUCGUAAUCGUUUUGAUAACACCGAACAACUGACAAUGGCCACACAACAAUGUUUGCAGCGUAUACAAUUUAUGAACCAGGCUACAAAUCAACACUCGAUAGCCUCACCUAGCCUGGAGUUUAUUACCCAAUUGUCGCAGCAGUUGGGCAAACAUAUGCGACAACAGCUACGCUGUGAUGUCAAGGGCUGUCUAUAUGAAUACGAGAAGUUUAAACGUUUAUUGAACUAUUCUCUACAGGGUUUUCUUAAUCGUAAACCUUAUAAUGCAGCAUUAGAGAAAAUGAAAGAAAUCAAACGUUUGGAGGCGAUUUUACAUCCAUUUGUUUAUGACAGUCCCGUAAAUGUGCCCAUGUUCGAGAGUGUCCAUUAUUUGAGACCUAUUUUCAAUGUUCAAACUCAUCAACAACGUAUUGAAAAGCAUUUAAGACGUUUGCGUACACAAUUUAGAGAAAAUGUAUCGGAAAGAUUGGAAAAAGAUAAACUUUGGCGUUAUAGUCAAUUAUUAUGGAUAUGGUUUUUAACUGAACCACGUCGUGUUCUACAUGCCAUCGAAGAAGCAAAAAAAGCUGCCUCUAAAGUACCACAAUUUACUGGCAUCAAAGCAUUGGGCGGUAUUAAACGUAAAUAGUUACAUUGUCUCUUGCAUUUUUAUCACACAUAUCUUUUGUUGUUUUGACAUAUUUGUUAAAAUAAUAAUAAUAUAUAUUAUUCAUACUUUUGUUAUUGAGUGUAAUAUUGAAAAUAAGUUAAAAAUUACA
Messenger RNA from Calliphora vicina (urban bluebottle blowfly), 1934 nucleotides. It is a transcript of the gene dgt3, whose product is annotated as dim gamma-tubulin 3. The transcript has 7 exons. The record is from RefSeq and is a predicted model, not a curated record. NCBI's taxonomy places the organism in Eukaryota, Metazoa, Arthropoda, Insecta, Diptera, Calliphoridae. Bases 89 to 1804 code for a protein of 571 amino acids.